Molecule: messenger RNA, 1935 nt
Organism: Capronia epimyces CBS 606.96
Lineage: Eukaryota; Fungi; Ascomycota; Eurotiomycetes; Chaetothyriales; Herpotrichiellaceae
Product: AGC/AKT protein kinase
Exons: 4
Coding region: 1-1935 (644 amino acids)
Biological process (GO): protein phosphorylation
Molecular function (GO): ATP binding; protein serine/threonine kinase activity
Source: RefSeq, a predicted model, not a curated record
AUGUCGUGGAAAUUGACAAAGAAACUGAAGGAAACUCACCUUGCUCCUUUGACGAGUGGGUUCAGCCGCUCGACAUCUACGUCCACAAUCAAAGCAGAGGAACCCGCACCUGCGCCUUCAACCCCCCAGGAAGGACCCGAACUUUCGACAACUACUAGCAAUGUCAGCACGCACUCAACCACUGCGAACGGCAUCGCUGCGUCUGAGGCCCUCACCUCACCACCCGUCCAAACCACAAAGCCUGGAAUCUUGAUCGUCACCCUGCAUGAAGGGAAAGGGUUCUCUUUGCCACAACAAUAUCAGUCGGUGUUCAACAAUUAUUAUGGUUCUGGAGGCUCAGCGGGAUCCGUCAGACCAAGUUCGUCAUACGCAGCCGGGUCGUUGGCAGGGUCCUACGUACAACCAAGUAGGCCUGUGUCCACCCAUGCUGGAAUCAAUGCCGCUCCUACCAUUCACGGGAGAUACAACAGCAAGUACCUACCGUAUGCUUUGCUGGACUUCGACAAGCUACAGGUCUUCGUUGACGCAGUCUCCGGGACUCCGGAGAGUCCUUUGUGGGCUGGCGAUAAUACCUCAUUCAAGUUCGACGUCUCAAGGGUGUGUGAACUCAGUGUCCAACUUUAUCUGAGAAAUCCUGCUGCCAGACCUGGUGUUGGCAGAAGUGAAGAUAUAUUCCUGGGCGGAGCGAGAGUUACCCCCAGGUUUGAGGAGGCUCGUCAAUUUGUUGCCGACCCCAAGAAGAGCAAGAAGGAGAAUGAGAAAGCGGAAGCUGCAUUUGCAUCCCAAGAGAAGCAAGCAGGUCAGCUUGGGACUGAGUGGCUGGACAUCCAAUUUGGCACAGGCUCAAUCAAGGUUGGGGUGAACUAUGUCGAAAAUCGUCAAGGCAGUCUCAAAAUCGAUGACUUCGAGCUCUUGAAGGUGGUCGGACGCGGUAGCUUUGGCAAAGUCAUGCAGGUCAUGAAGAAAGAUACCGGACGGAUUUACGCCCUCAAGACGAUCCGGAAAGCCCACAUUAUCUCUCGAUCUGAAGUCGCUCACACUCUAGCCGAACGAUCAGUGCUGGCACAGAUCAACAAUCCCUUCAUCACACCCCUCAAGUUCUCGUUCCAGUCCCCCGAUAAGCUCUACUUUGUCCUGGCAUUUGUCAAUGGAGGCGAAUUGUUCCACCAUCUCCAGAAGGAACAACGCUUCGACAUCAACCGAUCCCGCUUCUACACCGCAGAGCUGCUGUGUGCUUUGGAAUGCCUGCACGGGUUCAAAGUCAUUUAUAGAGACUUGAAGCCCGAAAACAUCCUGCUGGACUACACCGGUCACAUCGCUUUGUGCGAUUUCGGGUUGUGCAAGUUGGACAUGAAGGAUGAGGAUCGCACCAAUACCUUCUGCGGCACGCCAGAAUACCUUGCCCCAGAACUUUUACUCGGACAUGGCUACACGAAGACGGUGGACUGGUGGACACUGGGUGUUUUGCUUUACGAAAUGCUCACGGGACUGCCGCCUUUCUAUGACGAGAACACCAAUGAGAUGUACCGCAAGAUUCUUCAGGAGCCGUUGCACUUCCCCGGUCCGGAGAUCGUCCCCGCCGCGGCCAAAGACCUUCUACAGAAGCUUCUCGACCGCAACCCUGAACGCCGGCUGGGAGCUGGCGGUGCGGCAGAAAUCAAAGCCCACCACUUCUUUGCAGGCAUUGACUGGAGAAAGUUGUUGCAGAGGAAGUAUGAGCCUAGCUUCAAACCAAACGUGGUUGACGCGAGAGACACCGCCAAUUUCGACAAGGAGUUUACGUCUGAGAUACCCAAGGACUCUUAUGUCGAGGGCCCGGCCCUGUCCCAAACCAUGCAGCAACAGUUUGCUGGCUGGUCUUACAAUCGGCCAGUUGCCGGACUAGGCGACGCUGGUGGUAGUGUCAGGGACCCGGCAUUCGAGCGGAUCCGAUAG